GCAUACCAUGAUUUGGAGUAUGGGAGGUGAAGGUAAUAUCAAACACUUUUUCUAUUUCUAGCUUGCAGUUACUUAUGUUUCAUACAUUUAAGUUGUCAAUUUACUCUCUUACCUUACUCCUCCUGUGCACAAAUUGAGUUUUAUUCAAGCACUAAAUUCAUGGCACUCUAAAUGAGAAGUUAUUAAAUCACAAAAAUCUCAAUUUGAGUCAUAUUCUUAGUACUCAUGAAAUUUGAGAAAUGCCACAUGCAUAGAUGGUGGUGGCAGGGGGACAGUGUUGUAUCCAACCUCCCCUCCCUCCUAUGUUACCUCAUUGGCUCUGUGGACUGUGAAGUUGAGUACUAUGUACAGUACUAACCUUUGGUGUUUGCUUUGAUGGAGUUUAUUUGCACAGCAAUUAAGAGGGCCUUUAUCUGUUGUAAAUUCAUGUCAAAGAACAAAGUAGACUGAUAUCGAUACAGUUAGAAUUAGGGUUAGUGCUAUUAAUAUUGGUGUCUUUGGACAUGAAUUUACAACCACAUUCCAGUGGAGCAGAAAGUGAAAAGUUCUGCUGGUUAGAUUUGCAGAUAGUCAACUUUGCACUCUCUCUUUCGAACCUCUCCCAAAUCCUUUUUUUAAAACUAAACUCACCCCCCACCCCACUUAAAAAAUAAAUUGGAAAAUAGCAGACCAUUGCUGCGAGGCCAGAAAAUGUUUUCCAAAAAAAUUAAUUGUAUGCAGAACUAAAAUAGCUUUAAUCUCCUAUAAAGAAGAGCUGCUUAAUCAGUAACCAAAACCUAAAGAUCUAUCGACAUGUGUAUCAAUUGAAUUUUAAUUUAAAAAACAACUCCUUCUUUAAUACUGGAGUGUCAGUCAUAGAAUCCGAAAGAUUUAUUAUAUUAUAUUUAUUAUCUUAUAUAUUAUAUAAGAUGUAUCAAUUGAAUUUUGAUUUAUACAAAACUCUGGAACAAUUAAAUACCUUCGUUUACAGUCCGAUCAGAGAACAUGGGAAAUAUAAAUGGCAUGUUAGAUUUGCAAACACGGUUUUACUGGUUGCGCUGUAAAGCUGAUGUACUGUAACGGUUAUUUUGUAGAGUUGAAAAGAAACACAAUGCUUGACUUAUAUUUUAUUUGCUUAUUCUUAAAUCAUUUUUAGGCAAGCUUAAACCAUCGGUGAUUCGACAAAGUUUGUGACAGUGUAAUAUUGUUUCAAUGGCCGAGCUUACAUGACGCUGAUACAAUUUCACGUAUAAACCUCCUCUUCAAAAAUGCACUGCGCGGCCCAUGUGUUUAGCCAAUUCAUUUGAAAAAAUGAAUAGUUAAACUUAUUAUUGGCGUAUAUUACACGUAUUCUUUAUGAGAACCUUUUAGGUAGAUUUUAACCUUCGCUAAUUGGAUAAUGGGUUAAGAAGCUGGAUAAAAGAAACCGGAUUAUCGGACCAUCAGGUUGUUUUAAUGAUUACUCUUAGCAGAUCUAUCAGGUCACUCUGCAGGGGACAAACCACGGUUUGCCUACAACGUCUAUCGAAUGACUUGUCGAAUAAGCAAAAAUAGGAGACUAAAGCAGUGUCAUAGCUCACUUGCGCGCUAUCUCUGAUGAGUUUAUGAGAAAGAAUUUCUCAAUCCAGUUCUGACACCAUUUCAUUGACCUUGAGAUUAAUUUGUAGGAUGCAUAGCAAAUUCCCAGCUUGUUAUUUUAUUAUCCGUUUCCAGCAGGCUUUAAAUUGCGGGAGACAAAAAGUAAAACGUUUUUUGGCGGGGAGAUGUUUAGUAUGGAGUCUCCGUCCUAGAGAAGUGAAUAAUAGCAAAAUAUAUAAUGUAAAAAAAUAUAUAUUAUAGGUGAAAAAACAGAAAGUAAACCAGUUAAUCUUGCCUUUAGUCGUAAUAGAAUUAUUUUGUAUGGCGAAAUACGUGAAAAAAUACACAGACGGAUAAAGUAAACAAAGCAAAAUGAAUGGCGACUUUUGAUGGCUACGAGGUUUAACGUUGUAAAAAUACUUUGUUCGGCUAGACAUGAAAUACAAUAAUAGUACUUGUGACCUCAGAUUGACUUUAGGUUAGGUCGCCAAAUUAAUUUGAAGAUUAUAUUUUUAUACAUUACAUGGAAAUUCACGGAAGGUCAGCGUUGAAAGAUGGUUAACUAAAUAUUCUUUUGCCAUGAUGUUUUGUUAUUCUCCUUUUUAUAGCAUAAUCGCAUUUCUCAUCUGUAAAUCAGUUACCAAGGUACAAUCUUAAGAAAUGUCCUUCAAUAGCUCUUCAUAAACCAAAAGCUUUUCGAACCCCGAAUGAAUUAGGUUAAUAAUCGAAAAUAAAACCGCUUGGCUCUCAUUCGAAAGGAACUAACUUGCUGUUUCCGAUUGGUUCAAUGAAAAGCCUCAAAAGACGCCAAAUAGAAUUAGUGUGAAAAAUUCAAGUAGUUGAAUCAAUUGAAGCAGGCCUCUCCAGCUUCGUGUUGGGUAAACGAGUGGAUAAAUGACUAUGUUUUAAGAUCUAAUCUCCUUCGUCGUUCUGCGGUGAGAUAUUCUCAUAUUUUACAGGCCGUUUUGCGAAGUUUUCGGUAAUAAUCUUUGUUCAACCAAUCACUAUGCCUAGCAUCUUGCCUUGAGAUGGAAUUCAAAAGAGCUGAAUUAUUAAUUCUCUUGCAUUUUUAAGCUCUUGUUAUUUUUAUAUAAGGUAUUCAAGAAAAUAAAGCCAUUCUAGCGGGAAAGGUUUGUGUUUUAGAGGAAAACAAUACAAAUUGUCGGAGUUGUAAACAACAGAGAAAAACUGAUCCUAGAGAGAGUUGGGAUGGUUAUCUUUUACUCCAUCGUAUCGCAUUAAUUAUGAUCUUUUCUUAAUUGUUGUAUAGAUCUAGGAGCUGCGAACUAAAAACAUUUUGUGUAUAGCGUAAAUCGAUUGGCCAAUUUGAGGCAACAAAUAUGCUGUACGCGAAAAUUUAUUGAGGAUUUGGAAGGUUGUUGGUACAUGAGCACCGUGAAAAAAGUCAGUGUCACUAAGAUGAACUAGUUAACGUGAUGAGGAGUUCUCUAUAUGGAAUCACUGGUGUGGCUACGAAAAGCAGUUUUCACCACUGUCAUGGGCACUGUAGAUUAUUGUUGUGAUCCGCGCCGAAUUGUGUUAAACAUCCGUGGCGAACGCUUUGAAACUUUUGAAAGAACCCUUGAACAGUUCCCGGAAACGCUUCUUGGAAGUGAAGAUCGCAGAAUGCCGUACUUCCGUCCAGAUUUACGCGAAUAUUACUUCGACAGGGAUAAAGUAUCGUUCGACGCGAUUUUAUUUUAUUAUCAAUCAAAUGGAAUAUUAGCGCGCCCGGAAAGUGUAUCAGAAGCGGUAUUCGAAAAAGAACUGGAAUUCUACGAUAUACACAUUGAGAAAGAAGAAAGCCCAGACAAGAAAUCUCACAACAUUGAAGAUCUCCCUAAAAUGAAAUGGCAAAGAAAAAUGUGGUUAUUUUUUGAUAAGCCUAAUUCCUCACGAUAUGCCACGUGGUUCGCUAAUAUGUCGAUGUUGGUCAUUAUUUUCUCGAUUGUAACAUUCUGUGUUGAGACGCUAGACGUUGACGCUUACGCGCGCUUUGAUAAAUCCACACAUUCCCAGAACUCAACAGCAAAUGCUCUUGGUUCUAAAUCAAGCAAACCUUUGCUCUGGUUCGUCAUAGAUACAUGUAUCAUCACUUGGUUUACGUCAGAGUAUAUUGCAAGGUUAAUAUCAGCACCGCAUAAACUCAAGUUCGUGUUCUCAACACUCGCACUGAUUGAUCUGAUAGCGAUUAUUCCCUACUUUAUCUCCCUAGGCUUGGACGCAGAUCAAACGCACGCUAUAACCUUUACUGUUCUAAGGAUAUUUCGUCUUUUGCGCGUCAUACGAUUACUUAAGCUUACUCGUUACGUUGCGGCUUUGAGAAUACUUGGCUAUACGAUACAAUCUUGCCAGGACCAACUCACCGCCCUGAUGUUCUUACUUCUGAUCUCUAUCAUCCUAUUCUCGAGUCUUAUGUACUAUUUGGAAAACGAGGAAAACCCCACGGAGUUCUACAGCAUUCCGGCGGCUUUUUGGUGGUGUAUCAUUACUAUGACUACUGUUGGAUACGGGGACACUUGUCCACGGACACCUUUUGGUCGACUCGUUGGCGCUUGUUGCGCUGUUUUCGGAGUGAUCGUUAUGGUGUGUUUACCAACACCCGUAUUUAUUUUACAUUUUAAUAACAUUUAUUGUAGAUUCUUGGGGAUAAAGCUACGGGAUAAGGGUUUAUCAGGGGACAUGAGGACUCCAAUCUCGACGACGUUGAAGGUUGUUCGUGUGGAGAGAAGAAAUAGUCUCACAGUACAUAUAGACACUCCUAAUCACCCGCUGCUACAGAGUGCAUAGGAAGUUUAAGCAACGACGAAGGCAACGGGAGAAAAAACUAACCCAAAACUUGGCGAAAUUCGAAGAAUUUGUCGCAAAAUUAACUCUGUUGGGAAACAUUCCAUCAUUAAAGCACGACGUUUCACGGUUUGUCGAUGAAGGUAACAUUCUUAUCUUUAUUCGCUAACAGAAACAAUGUGUCUUUAGCACAAAAACACUUUCUUGGUCAUGUUCUUCUUGCCGUCGUAAUUGUUCAAGUACCCUAAUAGCAGAUUUAAGAAGGCUAACAUCAAAUAAGAAAUUGACUUCCCUCUGGAAAGAAUUCAUUAUUCAAUUCAAUUCAAUAAGAGAUAUGCCGUUCCCUAAAAAAGAUGGUUCCGUCAUAAAGAUAGCAGUAAUAUAGAGAACUGGACGAGCUUGCAAGCAUACUUUUAUUUUGUUGUGCUCAAGUGUUCGCCAUCGCCGAAAAAAAAUAGUCCCCAGCCCGAUAUAAAA
Molecule: messenger RNA, 4821 nt
Organism: Nematostella vectensis (starlet sea anemone)
Lineage: Eukaryota; Metazoa; Cnidaria; Anthozoa; Actiniaria; Edwardsiidae
Product: potassium voltage-gated channel subfamily A member 2
Exons: 1
Coding region: 3010-4347 (445 amino acids)
Biological process (GO): protein homooligomerization; potassium ion transmembrane transport
Cellular component (GO): voltage-gated potassium channel complex; membrane
Molecular function (GO): delayed rectifier potassium channel activity
Source: RefSeq, a predicted model, not a curated record